Molecule: messenger RNA, 813 nt
Organism: Zasmidium cellare ATCC 36951
Lineage: Eukaryota; Fungi; Ascomycota; Dothideomycetes; Mycosphaerellales; Mycosphaerellaceae
Exons: 2
Coding region: 1-813 (270 amino acids)
Cellular component (GO): mitochondrion
Source: RefSeq, a predicted model, not a curated record
AUGGGGAUUAAGACGAAGGAGACGAGGGAGUGGAAUACGAAGAAUUUGGGGAGCAGGGUUGCUGUUGAUGCUGGGUGUGCGGCCGCGGCUGGGGCAAUGGUUGCGCCGAUUGUGUCGAUGAUUGAUAGAGCCAUCAUGGAGAACGCAUCGGGCAAGCAGCCCUUGAUGACGUCCAUAAGAGGAUCUGUAUCGAACAUGCUCACGAAGCCACACUUAUUCUUCACGAGCAAGCCCUUCGCGUUGAUUCUGAUGGUCUACGGCGGGACAUACCUCUCCGCCAACUUCCUCGACACCUUCAAAUCCACCGCCAAUUCCGAACCCGCCAGCAAGACGACCUCAGGCCCCGCCAAGUUCGUCGCAACCAGCGCCGCGAAUUUGAGCCUGACAAUGGUCAAAGACUCACAGUUCACCAAGAUGUUCGGCACCGUCUCUGCGCGACCCGUCCCGCCGACGACCUACGCCCUCUUCGCGAUUCGAGACUCCAUGACCAUCUUCGCGAGCUUCAACCUCCCGCCGAUCCUCGCACCUAGCAUGCCCAUCCCUGAAGCGGCAGAGAAAUACAUCAGCAAGGCGUCAGCGGCACAGUUCAUGGCGCCGGCUGCGAUCCAGCUCCUGUCGACGCCUUUCCAUCUGUAUGGAUUGGACCUGUACAACCGAAACGGCGGCACUCCGUUCAAAGACAGAUUGCACAAGGUCCGGAUUGACUGGCUCAAGAGCAGUCUAGCAAGAAUGUGCCGCAUCUUGCCGGCCUUUGGUUUCGGCGGAGUCGUAAACAACGGUCUGCGGAAUAGAUUCCAGAAACAGCUGGAGUAA